Messenger RNA from Candoia aspera, 2594 nucleotides. RefSeq names its product phosphoglucomutase 2 (gene PGM2). Gene Ontology annotation, cellular component: nucleus. Gene Ontology annotation, molecular function: phosphopentomutase activity; magnesium ion binding. Gene Ontology annotation, biological process: purine ribonucleoside salvage; carbohydrate metabolic process. The transcript has 15 exons. The record is from RefSeq and is a predicted model, not a curated record. The coding region runs from base 235 to 1911 and encodes 558 amino acids. NCBI's taxonomy places the organism in Eukaryota, Metazoa, Chordata, Lepidosauria, Squamata, Candoiidae.
GCUGUUGCGGCGGAGUCUCCUCGCGGGCGGAUGGCGGGGGAGCUCGAGCGCGCCCGGGCGGCGGCGGCCCAGUGGCUGCUCUGGGACAAGACCUGCGAAGAUCGUAAAUGCGAGGGUUGGUCGUAAAGUUACUUUUUCAUCACUGUCAUAACUAAUCCUAAAACCUCAGACAUAGUUAAGCAGUUGAUUGCCAAGGGAAACACGGAAGAACUACUAAAAUGUUUUGGCUCACGGAUGGAAUUUGGGACAGCAGGACUACGCGCAGCUAUGGGAGUUGGAACAUCACAGAUGAAUGACUUGACUAUUAUUCAGACCUCACAGGGAUUCUGUAGGUAUCUUGAAAAGAAUAUCAGUGACCUGAAGAAAAGAGGAGUGGUAAUUGGUUAUGAUGCUCGGGCCCAUCCUUCAACGGGUGGGAGCAGCAAAAGGUUUGCAAGACUUACUGCAACAGCAUUCAUCACUCAGGGUGUUCCUGUCUACCUUUUUUCCAAUAUCACACCGACUCCUUUUGUGCCAUAUACAGUGACCCAUCUAAAACUUGCUGCUGGAGUUAUGGUCACUGCAUCCCAUAAUCCCAAACAAGAUAAUGGAUACAAGGUUUAUUGGGAAAAUGGCUCUCAGAUCAUUGCUCCUCACGAUAAAGGAAUUGCUGAUGCCAUUAUUGGAAACCUAGAGCCAUGGCCUCAAGCUUGGGAGGACAGCCUUAUUGAUAACAGCCCUCUUCUCCAUGACCCAUACGCAACUGUUAACAAGGAUUACUUCAAAGAUAUACAGAGGCACUGUUUUCACAGGGAUAUAAACAAGGAGACAAAGUUGAAAUUUGUUCACACCUCUGUGCAUGGUGUAGGCCAUGAGUUUGUGCAGUCAGCCUUUAAGGCAUUUGACUUUAGCCCUCCAUUUGCUGUGCCUGAGCAGAAGGACCCUGAUCCAGAAUUUCCAACAGUAAAAUACCCAAAUCCAGAGGAGGGGAAAGGUGUACUGACCCUCUCUUUUGCUUUGGCUGAUAAACAGGGCGCCCGGGUUAUUUUAGCCAACGAUCCGGAUGCUGAUCGGCUUGCUGUGGCAGAGAAACAAGAAAGUGGAGAAUGGAAAGUCUUUUCUGGCAACGAAUUUGGAGCUCUUUUAGGUUGGUGGCUAUUCACGUGCUGGAAAAAACAAAAUCAGAAUCCAAAUGCCAUUAAAGAUGUAUAUAUGUUAUCGAGCACUGUGUCCUCCAAAAUACUGAGAGCAAUUGCUCUUAAGGAAGGCUUUCAUUUUGAGGAAACAUUAACAGGAUUCAAGUGGAUGGGAAAUCGAGCCAAGCAGCUCAUAGACCAAGAAAAAAAUGUAUUAUUUGCCUUUGAAGAAGCCAUUGGAUAUAUGUGCAGCCCUGUAGUGUUGGAUAAAGAUGGUGUCAGUGCUGCAGUUAUAGCUGCAGAGAUGUCUAGUUUUCUGGCAACCAAGAAUGUGACUUUGUCUCAACAACUGAAAAACAUUUACACUGAAUAUGGUUAUCAUAUUACCAAAUCUUCAUAUUUUAUCUGCUACGAUCAGAAGAUUAUCACAGCUCUGUUUGAGAAGCUUAGAAAUUAUGAGGGGAAGAACACCUAUCCCAAAACAUGUGGGAAAUUUCCAGUGUCUGGAGUCAGGGAUCUGACUACAGGCUAUGACAGUAACCAGGCUGAUAAAAAGGCUGUGCUCCCCACGAGUAAGACCAGCCAAAUGAUAACGUUUACGUUUAAUAAUGGAUGUGUAGCUACGAUGAGAACCAGCGGGACUGAACCCAAAAUCAAAUACUAUGCAGAACUUUGUGCACCCCCUGGGAACAGUGAUUUUGAAAAGCUGAAGAAAGAACUGAAUGAGCUGACCAGUGCUCUUGAAAAAUAUUUCUUUGAGCCAGAGAAAAACAAGCUGCAACCUAAACCAGAGUAAUACUUCUGUAUCUUUUAAUCUCUAUACAGUGUAUUCUUAAAUAAAAUAUAUAAAGAAGAAAAAGUAAUUUCUUUACAGAAUAACUGGGUAAGUUAUCUACAUGCAUUCUUCCAAGAUGAUAAGGAAGUCUCCCUUUGGGGGGGGAGAUGGGCGGUAAUAGAAAUUUGAUAGAUAAAUAAUUAAGUCUUCCCUGGAUAAAUUCUUCUGUCAGACAAUUUAAAAGUGAUUUUUUUUUAAAAAAUAAAACAAUUGCAUGUUCAAAUAGAGAACUUUCUAAACCAAGAAUUGGGGAUUCUGUGUUGUAAAUGCUGCAUUCUAUCACGAAGAUUCUAUCACUUCUGCAUAUCUAACGCUCUCGUUUAUCAUCUUUGCUACCAGUGAAACAUUCCCAUUUGUAAUCCCAAUUUUCUCUCAUUCAUAUUUUGCCACUUUACUCCCUUAUUUUGCUUAUCUAAUUUCUUACUGUAAAUGUGAAAGCAAAAAAUGCAAAAAUUUAUGGGAAAUGCAAAAAUGCUUAUGGGAAUAGGUGCAAUAACAUCCACUAUCUGGGAGUGCCCCCAGUUCAGGCAGCCUACAGCACCAUCAGCUUAUUUCUGAAUUUAUAAAAUGUGUCUGCAUAACUAUGAAUAAAAGUAAAGCAUAUUUUGGUAAUAUAGUUAAUUGGCAACCCAUGCUGAAUUUGA